AUGAAAAGAAAAGAUUAUUGCGGGAUGUUUUUCGUCAUGAUCGUAUUUUUCAUAAUCGGUUUUCCAAUUUGAUGUGGCGGUUACUUUGGGAUUUACUAUCCUCUCGAAGUAAAAACCUGAAGCUCCUCUACCUGCACAAUUAUGGGCAUUACCUCAUACACAACAAGUUAUAUGAGAUCGCAUACCUACGUCCAAUAUAAAGUUGCUGUAGAAAUUGAUGGGAAAUCCUAUCCUGGAUAUGGAUGUAGUUCAAAUAGAAACGAUGAUAAUCCUGACACCUUAGAUAUAGAAAACACCUACGCUUAUAAAUAUUCACAUUGUGGCAGGUACUGGGAGUUUGGCGAUAAAUGCAGAUCAAGCCAAAAAUUUUUGCCACGCUGGAUGUGCGCUCCAUUGAAAGGUGGUGGGCAAUUUCUUGUGGGGGAAAAAGUUGAUUGUAAAUGGUAUCUAAAUAGUGAUGACGGUGAAACUGAUCCUGCUAAUAUUGAUGAGUUUACUUAUCCAGGCAAGUCUGGAGCAACUAUUGAAGUAUUGUUUAGUGACGGAAUAAAUUACCCAAUCGACCAUUAUAAUACGCUGUGGGUAAUUCCAUUUGGCAUUUUAUCAGUGAUUCCUUGCAUAUUUAUUAUUUUCUGUGCUCUUCCUGGUCUGAUGGGCGGAUUUCAAAAAUCUAAAUGAGACAGAGCAAAAGACUAUUGCAGCGACUGCUGUGCGGCAUUAUGACGUAAGAAAGGGUAUAUCCAGAGCAGGAUUAGGAAUUUAAAGCCUAAUACUGAGUCAGUUUUUAAAAGAAAAGCUGGGUUUUUGUAUGUGUAUUUGUGUUUAAAGAAUUCAGGACUCCCUAUUAAGGAGAGAUAUAUUCGAGAUAUUGCUGACUAUAUCGGAUAA
Messenger RNA from Blepharisma stoltei, 888 nucleotides. The record is from the annotation of a GenBank genome assembly. Lineage: Eukaryota; Ciliophora; Heterotrichea; Heterotrichida; Blepharismidae.